CUCUGAGAGCCAAGCCAAGAACAUUAAGGAAGAGAGGAGGAAUGAGGCUGGAUACAGUGCAGUGAAAAAAGACACUUCAAGGAGAAGGGCACCCACUACUCAAAGACUGGACUGUGUCAUCAAAAUGAGAACUUACCGAUACUUCUUGCUUCUCUUUUGGGUUGGCCAGCCCUACCCAACUUUCUCAACUCCAUUAUCUAAGAGGACUAGUGGUUUCCCGGCAAAGAAAAGGACCCUGGAGCCCUCUGGAAACAGCAAAAAUGAGCUGAACCGUUCGAAAAGGAGCUGGAUGUGGAAUCAGUUCUUUCUGCUGGAGGAAUACACAGGAUCCGAUUAUCAGUAUGUGGGCAAGUUACAUUCAGACCAGGAUAGAGGAGAUGGAUCACUUAAAUAUAUCCUUUCAGGAGAUGGAGCAGGAGAUCUCUUCAUUAUCAAUGAAAACACAGGGGAUAUACAGGCCACCAAGAGGCUGGACAGGGAAGAAAAACCUGUUUACAUCCUUCGAGCUCAGGCCAUAAACAGAAAAACAGGGAGACCUGUGGAGCCCGAGUCUGAAUUCAUCAUCAAGAUCCAUGACAUCAAUGACAAUGAACCAAUAUUCACCAAGGAGGUUUACACGGCCACUGUUCCUGAAAUGUCUGAUGUCGGCACAUUUGUUGUCCAAGUCACUGCAACUGACGCUGAUGAUCCAACGUACGGAAACAGUGCUAAAAUUGUCUAUAGCAUCCUACAGGGGCAGCCCUAUUUUUCAGUUGAAUCAGAAACAGGUAUCAUCAAGACAGCCUUGCUCAACAUGGAUCGUGAAAACAGGGAGCAGUACCAAGUGGUGAUUCAAGCCAAGGAUAUGGGUGGACAGAUGGGGGGAUUGUCUGGGACCACCACAGUGAACAUCACGCUGACGGAUGUCAAUGACAACCCUCCCCGGUUUCCCCAGAGUACAUACCAGUUUAAAACCCCUGAAUCAUCUCCGCCGGGUACACCAAUUGGCAGGAUCAAAGCCAGUGAUGCCGACCUGGGAGAAAAUGCUGAAAUUGAGUACAGCAUUACGGAGGGAGAGGGGCUGGACAUGUUUGAUGUCAUCACCGAUCAGGAAACCCAGGAAGGGAUUGUAACUGUCAAAAAGCUCUUGGACUUUGAAAAGAAGAAAGUGUACAGCCUCAGAGUGGAAGCCUCCAACCCUCACAUUGAACCCCGCUUUCUCUACCUGGGUCCAUUCAAAGAUUCAGCCACAGUUAAAAUUAUGGUGGAAGAUGUAGACGAGCCCCCUGUCUUCAGCAAACUGGCCUACAUCCUACAAAUAAGAGAAGAUGCUCAGAUAAAUACGACAAUAGGCUCAGUCACAGCCCAAGAUCCAGAUGCUGCCCGAAAUCCUGUCAAGUAUUCUGUUGAUCGACACACAGAUAUGGACAGAAUAUUCAACAUCGAUUCUGGAAAUGGCUCAAUUUUUACAUCGAAACUUCUUGACCGAGAAACAUUGCUGUGGCACAACAUUACAGUGAUAGCAACAGAGAUCAAUAAUCCAAAGCAAAGCAGCCGAGUACCGCUGUAUAUUAAAGUUCUAGAUGUCAAUGACAACCCUCCAGAAUUUGCUGAAUUCUAUGAAACCUUUGUCUGUGAAAAAGCAAAAGCAGAUCAGUUGAUUCAGACCCUACGAGCCGUUGACAAGGAUGACCCUUACAGCGGGCACCAAUUCUCGUUCUCUUUGGCCCCAGAAGCAGCCAGUGGCUCAAACUUUACCAUUCAAGACAACAAAGACAACACAGCGGGAAUCUUAACUCGGAAAAAUGGCUACAAUAGACACGAGAUGAGCACCUAUCUCCUGCCUGUGGUCAUAUCAGACAAUGACUACCCAGUCCAAAGCAGCACUGGGACAGUGACUGUCCGGGUCUGUGCAUGUGACCACCAAGGGAACAUGCAGUCCUGCCACGCGGAGGCCCUCGUCCACCCCACGGGACUGAGCACGGGGGCUCUGGUUGCCAUCCUGCUGUGCAUCGUGACCCUACUAGUGACAGUGGUGUUGUUUGCAGCUCUCAGGCGACAGCGGAAAAAAGAACCUUUGAUCAUUUCCAAAGAGGACAUCAGAGACAACAUUGUCAGUUACAACGACGAAGGUGGGGGAGAGGAGGACACCCAGGCCUUUGAUAUCGGCACCCUGAGGAAUCCCGAAGCCAUAGAGGACAGCAAAUUACGCAGGGACAUUGUGCCCGAAACCCUUUUUCUACCCCGACGGACUCCAGCAGCUUGUGAUAACACCGACGUCCGAGAUUUCAUUAACCAAAGGUUAAAGGAAAAUGACACGGACCCCACUGCCCCGCCCUACGACUCCUUGGCCACCUUCGCCUACGAGGGUACCGGUUCGGUGGCCGAUUCCCUGAGCUCGCUGGAGUCGGUGACCACGGAUGGAGACCAGGACUAUGAAUACCUUAGUGACUGGGGGCCUCGGUUCAAAAAGCUCGCAGAUAUGUACGGAGGGGUGGACAGUGACAAGGACUCCUAAUAUGUUGCCUUUUUCAUUUUCCAGUAUGACACUGAAACAUGUGAA
This is a messenger RNA of Aethalodelphis obliquidens (Pacific white-sided dolphin), 2542 nucleotides long. It is a transcript of the gene CDH6, whose product is annotated as cadherin 6. Gene Ontology annotation, molecular function: cadherin binding; calcium ion binding; beta-catenin binding. The transcript is spliced from 11 exons. Gene Ontology annotation, cellular component: catenin complex; plasma membrane; adherens junction. Gene Ontology annotation, biological process: cell-cell adhesion mediated by cadherin; calcium-dependent cell-cell adhesion; cell morphogenesis. Lineage: Eukaryota; Metazoa; Chordata; Mammalia; Artiodactyla; Delphinidae. Bases 125 to 2497 code for a protein of 790 amino acids. The record is from RefSeq and is a predicted model, not a curated record.